AUGGAAGAACUACGGCCUGUUGAAUUACACACAAAGAUCGCAGCCUACCUGAGUGGACUUAUACUCUUCGCGGACUUACACUCUUGCGUGACGGAGUUGAGGCUGUUCCAUCCACGCAUCAGUCAGUUUCCUGUUCUGGCCCUGAAUCAGUUGAAAGAGCACAAUAUGGAUCAAGAUGGUCUGUUCUUGGCCUUUGCACGCGCCACAAUUUUCUACUUCGGGUUCGCUCUACUAGAGGAUGGUAACUCUCGUGUCAUGCGCACGAGAGCCAAGGCUCAAGACGCGCGUUGUCUUAAUCAAGACGCCAGGGCUGGGCAGAAUAUCGACCACCAAUUUCCCGGCGCAAGUCAAACUAACCUUACCUUGGUUGUGAAAAACCUACUUGCCGAUGCGACUCCCAAAUUCGACUUCAUGAAGUAUUAUUACCCAGGAGGAGGAGGAGGCGCAGGCACACUUUCGACCUUCGACUUUUCAAACCUUCAACGGCGGCCUGAGCUGCGUUCUUCACACGCGCAUCCUCUUCCAGCUAUUGUAAAGUGGUCUUGGAAGCGCCACCUGCAUGCCUGCUAUACGGGUCUGACUUGUGGCAGGUUCCACCAGGUAGGCUGUUUAAUUUUCUCUCGGAAAGAGAGUUCCGGUCCAGCCUCCAUGGGCCCCAACCGAUCAAAGCCUAAAGGGCCUUUUGGCUUGUCACACCGCCGGAAUCAUGAUUCACUCCUUCAGUCCGUACGGAGCCCCGGAGGUGCCAAGAUGCCGUCUACGUGGGCUCACGCCGAAGGGACUCUGGGAGACUCGGAAAGAGCGAUAGAUAGUAGUCUCCUUUCUGAGAUUUUCUCUCAUGAUCCAAUUCCGGUUGGCGAGGUCUCCUGCUCACUACCAGCACGCAUAUAUCACAGCAUCACUAGAGAAACGGAGAAGCAGCGGAAGAAAAAAAAAGAGUUCACCCCCCCGGUGCUGAAUUGGGAGUUACAUCUCUUGGUGUUCAUGCUGGAAAUCGAACUCGGAGCCUGUCGUCGAGUAGGCAUGUAUUGGGGCGAAUUAAUUACGGGCGCCGUCUGGCUGGUGGCGGGAAUGGCGUUGAGGGGGUAUAUAUGGGCUCCUUCCCAUGUGUAUUCAGUAGAUGGGAUGAAUACGCAUUUGUACACGGGAUCAUUGUCCCUCGCCCAUCUCGGCUGGAACACAGAAAGUGAUACGACGAUGCUCUAUGAUGAUCAAGACCAGCUGAUUAAAGAGUCAAUAUUUGCUUCUUACGCAACGAGGCUCCUCUCAAUGCUUUUUCCAAGUCAUUGGGAAGUCGAGUUCGGUUUAUUCAUUGCCUAUGCAAAGUAG
This is a messenger RNA of Colletotrichum lupini, 1329 nucleotides long. RefSeq lists its product as uncharacterized. Bases 1 to 1329 code for a protein of 442 amino acids. NCBI's taxonomy places the organism in Eukaryota, Fungi, Ascomycota, Sordariomycetes, Glomerellales, Glomerellaceae. The record is from RefSeq and is a predicted model, not a curated record. The transcript is spliced from 13 exons.